AUGGAUUCAGUCGAAAAUACCACCACUACCACCACCGCUUCCACUGCCAAUGAAAGUUCACCAUUAUUAAAUCACUCAAGUUCAACAAUGGAUCUUGGUAGUGAAAAUGUUAGCGAACUUUUAAGAAAUAAAUUGGCCCAAUCCCCAACUUGCCUUUUCUGUAGCCAAAAACUCAAUGGUCCAUUUUUAUAUUCCCAUUACAUUUCAUGUACCAACAUUUUCCUUAAAGAAUUACAAACUUCUUUCCAUCCAUCUUCAAUCUUAUCCUAUUGUAUUACUCCAGAACUUUUAGAAAAUACUUUCCAAACUCCAAUUUAUAUCCCACAAUUACAAGCUUUAAUUGGUCAAUUAAAUACUCACCUUGGAAACCUCCAAGCUCAACAACAACAACAACUUUCCGGUAUUCCAGCUCCAUCUCAAGCCACUUCUGCUGCCACCGCAAAAACUGAUGCCAAAAAGAAGAAAUAA
Molecule: messenger RNA, 468 nt
Organism: Dictyostelium discoideum AX4
Lineage: Eukaryota; Evosea; Eumycetozoa; Dictyosteliales; Dictyosteliaceae
Exons: 1
Coding region: 1-468 (155 amino acids)
Source: RefSeq, a predicted model, not a curated record